Messenger RNA from Oryzias melastigma (Indian medaka), 1615 nucleotides. RefSeq names its product granzyme B. The transcript is spliced from 6 exons. Gene Ontology annotation, molecular function: serine-type endopeptidase activity. NCBI's taxonomy places the organism in Eukaryota, Metazoa, Chordata, Actinopteri, Beloniformes, Adrianichthyidae. Gene Ontology annotation, biological process: proteolysis. Bases 674 to 1444 code for a protein of 256 amino acids. The record is from RefSeq and is a predicted model, not a curated record.
AGUGUUCCUGGUGGUCUUUAACGAUGAUUAUGCAGUUUUGAUCUAAAACUCUGUGGUUUUGUAGGACGUCGUUAUAGUUACAAAUUCACCUGUUGAGUUUUAGGCAGGAAGUUUGUCAAAGUGUAAGCCUGCCCUCAUUUCCCAUCAUCCCUUUGGCUAUGCUCUCGUUAUCUUACACCCCGUCACACCCCCACCUAACAUUAGUGGAGCAACAAAAACGUUGAACAACAUGAGAGCUAUCCAUCCACACAGAUCUGAUCCAGAUUCCAGCUCAGACCAGGAAAACAGAGACGUUCAUGGAUCUAUUAGUCUGCAAGUGGAUGCAUCAGAAUGGGGCGGAGCUGAGAGCUUGUGGCCCCGCCCAGCGUAUCUUCAGCGUCACAGAUAAGCUACGAACUUUUUUAUUUUUUUGUCAGCUCCUGAUUUAUGAUUUUAAUAAAGAAAAACUCAGAAAUACAGUUUUAAUGUUCUUUAUAAAUGUCCUCUAUUGUCAGAAAAAUGCCACAAGAACAUGUUAAAAACACCAAAAACAACAUUUUCAUCUGAGUGGGUCCGUAUACAAACAAGGCAAAUAUGAGCUGAAAUCCAUCGAGGUUUCCGCUGGUUCAAGCCUGACUACUACAAAAGGUUAAAGUCAGAGCAGAUUGAUUCUUCCUGUCCUCCAACCACCAAGAUGCAAGACUGCAGAAUUCUUUACCUGCUUCUGCUGCUCUCUGUUGCAGAGAACCUUCCACUGGUUGGGGCUUCAGAGAGCGGCAUCGUAGGCGGCAGGGUUGCAAAGCCGCACUCCCGACCGUACAUGGCGUCCCUGCAGAUUCACGGACACCAUAUCUGCGGCGGGAUCCUCAUCCGGGACGACUAUGUUCUGACUGCAGCUCAUUGCAAAAAGGAUAGUCAACCUUUGACGGUGGUCCUGGGAGCGCACGACCUCUCCAAAAAAGAGAAGUCUCAGCAACGUUUGACAGUAAAGAAUUACAGAAAACAUGACAAUUUUACGGGCGGACAAGAAAAUGACGUCAUGCUGCUCAAGCUGAAAACCAAAGCCCAACUCAACAAAUAUGUGGAAACCAUCAACCUGCCGAAGAAAAACAAGGAAACGCUGGCCAACAUCAGGUGUGAGGUUGCUGGUUGGGGCCACACUGGCGUGGAUAAACGGAUAUCAAAUGUUCUGAAGGAAGCCAGCGAGGAAACGCAGUUCAAAGGAGAGUGCAAAUACAUUUGGAGAGAAUAUUUUAAUCCUACGCAAAUGAUUUGCACCAAGUUUACCAAGAAGUCGGGAGGAAUAUGCCAGGGGGAUUCUGGUGGACCACUGAUCUGCAACAACAAACUUCUGGGUCUGACUGCUUUCACCCAAGAAGAAAACUGCCAUAAUCCAAAGUUUCCACACGUCUUCAUGAAGAUUAGCUCAUUUCUCCCCUGGAUCCAGACAGUUAUGAAGGAAUAAAGAGAUGCAGAGUGACGUUUCUGUACGAGACUUACGUCCAAAGUGUAACAAAAACAAUGAAAUGUGCCAAAAAAUUUUUGUAUUCUUAGUUUCCACAGUUUGUCUGUUUUAACACAAAAGUUCUUAAGAAAGCAACAAGUAAAAUAUGAGAUUAAAAUCCAUUGUAAAUGC